UAUUUAGAGGUCGUAUAUAAAUAGCUCCAUCGUCAUCUCGCAAAGCUCCGGCGCCACCAUUAAAAACCGAGUCUCUCUAUCUCUCCCUCUCUGCGAAAUUUCACGGUAGGUUUUCGAAAUGGCGACAGUUCCAGGACAAUUGAUCUGGGAGAUCGUGAAGAACAACAACUGUUUCUUGGUGAAACAGUUCGGUAGAGGAAACUCUAAGGUUCUAUUCAGCAAGGAGACCAACAAUCUCGCCAACGUUCACUCCUACAAGCACUCUGGUCUUGCAAACAAAAAGACUGUGACUAUCCAGGCCGCUGACAAGGAACAAGCUGUUGUGCUUGCCACCACCAAGACCAAGAAGCAGAACAAGCCUAAGGUCUCUGUCAACAAGUCUAUCCUUAAGAAGGAAUUCCCCAGGAUGUCAAAGGCUGUUGCUAACCAGGUGGUUGACAACUACUACAGGCCAGACUUGAAGAAAGCUGCACUUGCUAGACUCAGCGUCAUCAGCAAAGGUCUUAGGGUUGCUAAGUCCGGUGCCAAGCAAAGAAACAGACAAGCUUAAGCUUCUUCUCUCACUAUGUGUUUUUUGGAGUAAAAGAUUUUGUUGAACAGGUUUUAUUUAAGUUAUUCCUUGAAGUUGAACCAUAACGCUAUUCUCCUUUUCCUUAUCCUUAUUCCAAAAGGAGUUAGAAGUUUUUCUUAUUAUGCUUUAUGUUUCUUGUGUGCUUGUGUUACAUUUUGUUCGAUCCGUUUAUCAAAUCAAGAACUAAAUUAAAUCUCGA
Molecule: messenger RNA, 770 nt
Organism: Arabidopsis lyrata subsp. lyrata
Lineage: Eukaryota; Viridiplantae; Streptophyta; Magnoliopsida; Brassicales; Brassicaceae
Product: 60S ribosomal protein L28-1
Exons: 4
Coding region: 119-550 (143 amino acids)
Biological process (GO): translation
Cellular component (GO): cytosolic large ribosomal subunit; ribosome
Molecular function (GO): structural constituent of ribosome
Source: RefSeq, a predicted model, not a curated record